This is a messenger RNA of Aspergillus wentii DTO 134E9, 1105 nucleotides long. Its product is annotated as mitochondrial 37S ribosomal protein uS8m. Gene Ontology annotation, molecular function: structural constituent of ribosome. The transcript has 2 exons. Gene Ontology annotation, cellular component: ribosome; mitochondrion. The coding region runs from base 296 to 808 and encodes 170 amino acids. NCBI's taxonomy places the organism in Eukaryota, Fungi, Ascomycota, Eurotiomycetes, Eurotiales, Aspergillaceae. The record is from RefSeq and is a predicted model, not a curated record. Gene Ontology annotation, biological process: translation.
UUCCUGGAUGGUGUGGAGUGGUGUUGCGCUGGCGGCCUGGUUUAUCAGGCAUCAACACGGGCGCAUGGUUUCUCCGAAAAUUUCUCAGAGUUUCCCGGCAUCAUCUGGAGACCCUCUGCAGCCAGCGCCGCAUUAUUGCUCCGUGGUAUCCCAAUUGCUGGAGACUACGUCUUUUUAAUUCUUGAAGCGUUCGUUGUUUACCCGAGUCUCGCGGAGACAACUUUCUCUUCCGCACCUUUGAUCAACCCCCAGGGCCGCCCAUAAGGCCGAUUGUUUUCUCGAUUCACGACUCAAAAUGUCUCUCGUCAACCUCGCCCACGUCUGUUCGCAUUUGAACAAUGCGACCAAGGCCCGUCUCGGUCUCACGUCGAUUCCCAACACCAAAAUGCACUUGAAGCUAUGCCUCGCGCUCCAGAACUCCGGUUUCAUCUCCUCCGUCGUCCGUGGAGGCCAGGCUCCUCCUCCGCCACACCUGCUUUUGAACCACCCGGCUGUCAACGAUGAGAUUGAGGGUGUGGAAGAAUUGACCCAGAGCAACGUUGCUUCGAGACGACUCUGGCUUGGACUGAAGUAUUGGCAAAGCGACCCGGUGUUAGGCAAGAUGAGCAUGGUCAGCAAACCCAAGCGAAGAAUCAACAUCGACGUUGCUGGACUUCGUGAAGUCGUUCGUGGGGAAAAGAGCCAAUACGUGGAAGGGCUGCGGUCACCCGGCGAGAGUCUCUAUCUGUCCACAGAUCGGGGGAUCAUGGAGGCGCGAGAGGCGGUCGAGAAGAAGGUGGGAGGAUUGGUCCUUUGCCGGGUUAACUAGGGGAGAAUUCUGAGAAAGGGAUUUGCGUGUGUAUCUGUUUUGCAUUUCAUUCGGAGUUCGGUCAGUCGCAACGUCUCCCAUGACUUUUAUUAUCGAUUUUUCUUGGGACGUUGAGAUGGAUACCUACCUUGGUCCAGGGUUCUGUAUAGUAACGUUGUGAGUCGCUUUUUUAUGUACUAUUCAUUUUCUUUCCUCCAUUAUCUUUACCUAAACUUUGGAAAGAAUGUCUGCCCUAUGUAUAGAUACAAAAUUAUAUUCUGAUUAAAGCAAAUCAGCCAUUUGAUAGACGUUUUUGCU